GCUCAGCAGUUCGUGUUCAUUAUGUCAUAAGUAAAGCAAACAAUUCGAAAUUAUUCGGUACGCCAAGCUCCCAGGGUUCUCAAUUCUUGCUAAUUUCGAAAAACAAAAUUGUUUGUUGCAUUAAUUUGAACGGUUGCGCCCCCACAAUGCCGGAAACAGAAUCCAAGUUGGUAUGCAGCCCCAGCAAUGGUCUGCAUCAAGAGGAAAAUGCGGCCGUCAUUGAAGCCGCUAAUCGAUUAGUGAUCCGACCACCAACCCACAGGCGCCCUCAGCGCCAGCGCCAGCCCCAAGGCCGACGAGAUGCCACCGGCUUUACGGCCAACCAGGAGGUAAAGCUGAAGGCCGGCGACAUGCGUAUAGCCCAAAUGCAGAUCUGUAUCUCCCAGCUUCGCACCGAAAUGGAAGAGUCGAGCAAGCAGCUGCAGGACCUAUGUAAAGCUAUGCUUGUUGAUGCGGAGUCUGGCUAAAAUAUUCAAAAAAAAGUAGAAAGUCUAAUUGUUUUUAAGUAAUGGAGUCCAAAUUAGUGGUUACAAAUAUAAGUCUUAGGGAAAAGAAGUUUUUGAUGUCGCAUAUGGAACAAUUAUUUAAUAAUAUUAUAAAGAUAGAUAAAUAGAUUGCAAUUUUAACCCAAUUUUGGGAUGUUAAA
Molecule: messenger RNA, 646 nt
Organism: Drosophila kikkawai
Lineage: Eukaryota; Metazoa; Arthropoda; Insecta; Diptera; Drosophilidae
Source: RefSeq, a predicted model, not a curated record